AUGGAUUACAGUAAACAAAGCAAAAAGACUUACGGUGCAGGGGUAAUCGGACCCCCCAGUACCGGCGCGGCGGGUAGUUUAUGUGUAGGCUCCCCCGCGUCGUUAUCUAGCGACUACACAGUACGGGUGGUAGACCGCCAGGCCCCCGUAAAGGUAACAGCUACUGGCGAAGCUUCUGCAUCUAAUCAGGGAUCAGCGGAUGAAAAGCGUGCGUUUGUGAGAAAGCCGCGCGUGAGCAGAACUCCUCCGAGUAUCCACAAGGACAGUGUUUUUAAAGUACCAAGAAAAAGGUUGGAGUCGGUCGACCUGACGGGAGACGAGUCGGAAACAGAUGGUGAUAGCGAUGUAAGUAGAAGACUUGCGCGAGGAAGAAAAAUAGGAAAACCCCCUCCACAACAAAGAAAGGAGAGUUUAACCUUGGAGGAAAAGGUUGACGCGAGUUUGGCGGUCCUAGAGAGGGUUCUCAACGUGAUUAAUGAUCACAACGUAGUUUUUGACAACCUGAUCCUGAAAAAGGAAGGUGAGACAGAUUGUGCACUCAAGAGCACGUACGUGUCUUUCAAAGACAACAUUAGAGAAGUGAUGUUGGCGGUGACUGACCUAAGAAAGGCCCACACGGACCACACAAGGAGCGGAAAGAACAGUGAUACUUACCAGAUGAAGACGAAGACAAUGAUGACGCCAGGAGGGACGAGUGUUGAACAGCCACCUGAAAAAGAAAAAAAGACAAUUGCGACGCAAACAGAAAGUGAUGGGAGGUGUGAUUUCCCCCCUCUUCCGAAUAGACAGAAGAGAAAGGAGAUCACCCCCCCCCCCCCCACGGAUAAUCAGGGGAAAAGGAAAAGGUUCUUCAACACACAGAGCGAGACACCUAGAGAGAGGAGACCAGUUGAUAGGUACAAAGGGAGAGUACAGGAUGUAGGCGAAGACUCCGGAGAGGGGGAAUGGACGGAGAUUAGAAGGAGAAGGAGGAAAACUAACCUGGAGGACACAGAUAGGACGGAGAUGGUAACACCGAAUAGGAACGCUAGGGGGAUAAACGCGAACGAGAGAGGGGGCGGUUCUAAGAAUACGCCCAGGAGGGCCGUGAAACCGCAGGCGAUCGCGGUUAGGUUUGGAGAGUUUGCACCUGGGUCUGACCUGGAUGAACUUAGGAAAAACUUAGAUGGUAAGCUGGGAGUGAAUGUAGAGGUAUCCAAGCUACAAACAAUGAUGGAUGUAGAGAUGAGGGGGAUAGAUCCCUUGGUAGAGAAAGAGGAGGUCCUGGAAGCCAUCAGGGCUGAGCUUGGACACGAGGCCAAAGGUGUGAGGGUCAAAGUUCUCCGCACAGACCCAAGAAUGAGUAAAGUAGCGGUUAUUGAGGGACCUGCUGCGGACAUGCAACGGAUUCUGAGGGCGAACAGGAUUAUGAUCGGAUGGACGGUUGUUUCUGCGAGAGAGAUACCGAGGCUACUAAGGUGUUUUAAAUGCCAUGGUAUUGGCCACAUAGCGGGUGGCUGCAAGCUCGUUGUGGGAGAUGGCGGAUUGUGUAGGAAAUGUGGGGCUGUAAGACACCACAUGAAAGACUGCCCAAACGAGCCAAAGUGUAGGCUCUGUGUGGAAGACGGUCUCUCCGAGAGUCAGACCGGACAUGUUGCGGCCUCUGUGAAUCUUAACCACUGUAGGCUGGCGCAUGACCUGCUAGCUGUCAGUGCAAGGGAGCAGGAAGCGGACAUAUUGGUGCUGUCCGAACCGUAUUUAACGCCAGAUAACUGGUUUACGGAUCUAACGGGUAGGGCUUCCAUCAGCAUCACCAAUACAGGUAUAGCUAAAAGCAGGAAGUUAACGGUCCUGAGCUGUGAUAAGGGCUUUGUCUGCAUCAAUUACAACGAUAUAUGCAUAAUGAGCGUAUAUGCCUCCCCCAACGAUAGUAGCCAAGCUUUUGAGGCACAACUAGCGUCGAUGGAGAUGUUUCUAGCUGGUAUUAAGGGGACUUUAUCCAAGGUCAUAGUCGCAGGUGAUUUCAACGCUAAAUCGCCACUGUGGGGGUCGAAGAAUUGGUGCAGUAGAGGCAGGACCCUGUACCAGUGGUGUAAUGGGUUGGGACUGACCCCCACCAUAGCAAAAGGAGGUGUUACUUGUGAUAGGGGAGGGGGGUCAGUGGUUGACCUCCUUUUCUGUAGCAACGACGCCAUGAAACUUCAUGUAUCAUCGGAUGUAUUGGACAUAUACACGGCAUCGGACCACAGGUAUAUUGUGCGAAAGUUUGGCAGGGCUAAGACGGAUUCCAUGAGGGAGAAGGACCCGUUUGACCUAGGAAAACCAAAAAUUGAUGAAGCUGGACUCCUGGAGGAACUUAUCCGGAAAUACAGGGACGAGGCCUACGACAAGAGAGUUAAAACGGGCACUACGUUGGAGGUAGACAAGUUUAUUGAGGACGUGGAUAGACUGGUUAACAAGUAUACUUCUUAUAGAGGCCCAUACAAGGGUAACAAAACACCUGUAUACUGGUGGAAUGAGGAUACGGCUAGAUGCAAAAAAGAGGUAAACAAGGCGAGGAGGAGAUACACUAGGUUAAGGGCUAAGGGUAAUGAGAGAGAUAUAGAGGAGGCGUAUAAGGUAUAUAAGACGGCACAGAAAACAAUGAAGCGUGCGGUGGAAAAAGCCAAAAAAACUAGUUGGAAAAAUAUGCUAACGGAUAUUGACAAGGAUAUAUGGGGGAGACCGUACAAGGUGGUCACAUGGAAACUGAAGGGAAAGGGUAGUAAGCCAGAUAUACUGAGUGCCGAAGAAGUAGAGUCAGUGGUAAAGAAAUUAUUUAUCCUGUCCCCUCCGAGGCUGGAUACACCUGAAAAAAACGCUGAAAUAGUGGUUAGAACUGUUGAAAAUGAAGAUGAAGUUAUAUACUUACCUGAUGAACCCGGAUGUACUGGAGCACCUGAAAAAGAAAAUAACAAUGAUUGGAAUGGAGAGAGAAGAGGUACGGGAUACUUACCUGGGGGACCGAGAGAGAUACCUGAAAGAGAAACAGAAAUUAGAGAGAGAGAAAUUAAUGUGGAAGAAGAACUGCCAGAUGUACCUGUUCCUGUACCUGUCACGCUUGAGCACCGAAGAGUGGGAGGGAUUACCCCCGAAGAGAUUACCUUAGUGGUGAGAUGCCUACCAGUUAAUAAAGCGCCUGGGCCUGAUAGGAUGCCUACGUCAGUUGCAAAAAAAUUCAGCCUGAGAGCGGCUAGGUGGCUAGCGUAUAUUUAUAACAUCUGUUAUGCUAGAGGAUAUUGGCCAAGGUCGUGGAAGACCGGACGUUUGGUCCUACUACCUAAAGGGAAGGCGACAAGAGCAGAUGAGAGGGCAUAUAGGCCCCUGUCGGUAAUCUCCUGCCUGGCGAAAAUACCGGAAAAACUUGUUAAGACGCGUAUUUUAAGAGAAUUAGAAAAUAAUGACCUGGCCGAUAAUCAAUAUGGCUUUAGGAAAGGUCGCUCAACGCUCGACGCAAUGGACAAAGUGGAUGGCAUCUGGCAAAAAGCCCGCAAAGAUAGAAGGCACUGCCUCCUGGUCCUGUUGGAUGUAAAAAAUGCAUUUAACACGAUCAGGUGGGGCAGUAUCAUUAGGUGCUUAGAGGAAAGAGGAUUUGCACCAGAGCUUGUUAACCUGAUACGAAGCUACCUGGAUGAAAGGUGGAUAGUCUAUAAUGCGGCGGAGGGGGAACUCAAUUUCCAGGUGUUUGGGGGGGUUCCACAGGGCUCCGUCAUCGGCCCAAUUCUGUGGAACUUGGUAUACGACGGCUUACUGAGGGUGAGACUGCGCAGAGAUGUGCACCAGGUAGCGUAUGCGGAUGACAUUGGUAUUGUCAUCGUUGAUGUCGAUUUGGCUAGACUGGUGUAUGUAGCACAGGAGACCAUCAAAGACCUGGGGAUAUGGUACAAGAGUGAGGGGCUGAGUCUGGCGCACCAUAAGACGGAAGCCAUCUUGUUGACGGGAAGGAAGGUAGCGGGUGGCCUUAGCGUGAUAUGUGGGGAUGCGGAGAUCAGAACUGCACGUACGGCACGGUAUCUGGGCCUUAUAUUGGGCAUGAACCAUGGUUUUAAGAGUCAUAUUGAAACCGCCUGUAGCAGGGCUCUUAAAUAUGCAGGUGUGUUGGCUCAUCUGAUGCCCAACCUUGGUGGUGCAGGAAAUCUGGCCUGGAGGUUGUUUUAUAGAGUAGUAGAGUCGGUGAUACUCUAUGCGGCCCCGCUAUGGGUUGGUGGUCUGGAGCUUAGAACAAAUUGCAACCUGUUGUCUAGCACACAGCGUACCGCGCUGCUAAGGGUAGCGCAAGCCUAUAGAACAACAUCAUGGGAUGCACUCUGUGUAAUAACAGGACAGAUACCCAUCGACUUGCUGUUGAAGGAAAGAGCACGCAUUUACGCGAAAAGGAAGGAAAAUAGGGAACUCAGUAAUGAGGAGAUCGCCAGGAUCAAGAAAGAAGAGAGGGAGGUGACAAUGGAUACCUGGGAGAGGAGAUGGACAGCGUCGACGAAGGGUAGGUGGACCUUCCAACUGAUUCCCAACAUAAGGGAGUGGGUUACAUGGGGACCAAAGUUUCUGAGCUACCAUGUGACCCAAGUUUUAACGGGUCAUGGGUGUUUUGGGUCGUAUUUAUUGAGGAUUGGCAAACAGGAAAACGCAUUUUGUUGGUUCUGCGAGGGACACGAAGAUAAUCCAGAACAUUUUUUACUUCAUUGUAGUCGCUGGCGGGAAAAAAGAGCAACACUGAAUGCUACCAUAGGUGAAAAUCUAGGUGUUGGAAACUUCAUCAGGCUAUUUGGUGACAGCAGAAGUAGAGAACAGAUAAUCAUGUUUUUCAAAUCUGACAAAGGGCACUUUAGUUCGACUAUAGUUUUACCCCUGGAGCAUGGUCAUGUACACCUUUAUAAGCUGACGAAAAUUAAAUAG
Osmia lignaria (orchard mason bee) is the source of this 4914-nucleotide messenger RNA. Lineage: Eukaryota; Metazoa; Arthropoda; Insecta; Hymenoptera; Megachilidae. The record is from RefSeq and is a predicted model, not a curated record.